AAGCCCGCGGAGUUUCCGCGUCCUGUGACUGCAGUCAGGUGGUGGUUGGGGUUCACUUUUUCCUUCCUCCCUCUGUCCCGCUCCGUCUUCCCCCGCCCGGGGAGGGCCGGCCCUGCGGGGAGCCGCCUGGUGAAAGUUGGAGGAAAGUUGCUAACUGGGAAAGUUUAGAAGCGGGAGAGCCGCGGCUCCGGCAGCCCGGCCUCUCCGCCGCGCUCCACGGGAGGGAGGGCCGAGGAUGGCCGGGGGGGAAGGAGCGGGCUCCGGCGUGCCGGAGUGUCGGGAGCACCUCUUCAAGGUGCUGGUGAUCGGGGAGCUGGGUGUGGGGAAAACCAGCAUUAUCAAGCGGUACGUGCACCAGCUCUUCUCCCAGCACUACCGGGCCACUAUCGGCGUGGAUUUCGCGCUCAAAGUCAUCAAUUGGGACAGCAAGACCCUGGUGCGGUUGCAGCUCUGGGAUAUAGCAGGCCAGGAGCGCUUUGGAAAUAUGACUAGAGUAUACUACAAAGAGGCAGUUGGUGCUUUUGUGGUCUUUGAUGUCACAAGAGGCUCCACUUUUGAGGCUGUUUCAAAAUGGAAGCAUGAUUUGGAUAGUAAAGUACUGCUUCCGAAUGGCAGCCCUAUCCCUGCUGUUCUUCUUGCAAACAAGUGUGACCAGAAGAAAGAUGGCAGCCAGAAUCCCUCUCAGAUGGACCAGUUCUGCAGAGAAGGUGGCUUUGUUGGAUGGUUUGAAACAUCUGCCAAGGACAACAUCAACAUAGACGAAGCUGCUCGAUUCUUGGUGGAAAACAUCCUUGCCAACUACAAAACCUUUCCUAAUGAAGAGAAUGAUGUGGGGAAACCAAAACUGGACCUAGACCCAUUGAAAGCAGAGAGUAAAUCACAGUGCUGCUAAUGUUACCACUAUUAAGUAAAUGUGAUGGAAUGAGCAGCAAGACUGUUCCUUAAAUCAAAAUGCUGCUGUGGUGCUGCGUUGUGACAAUCCAUAUGGGGUGUCUGGUACUAUCUGAAUUGGUGACUCGUUUGGGUGUUUACAUAUUCUUGUUUAGCAUGAAACUGUGUAUCUUGUGCGUUUUCAUUCCACUUGCUUAAGCGACUGCAUCUAAGUCUGAUUAGCAUCUUCUUACUUGAGAACAUAAGGUAGUGUUUAUAGUCCUAAAAAGGAAUAAAGACAACAUUCAGUGCUUCUAUGACAUAUGCUGCAUUCCAAAUAGGACUCACUUGUCAAGGUUUUAGCUGAAUAGACACUUGCACCUUUAAAGUAAACUUCUCCUUUGUCACCAGUAAUGUCCCACUUUAGCCUUCUCACCUGCACAAUUGUCCCUAUUGAUUAUCCCCCACCGUGAGGGUCUGUCUCAUUGCUAGUUGUCCUGGACCGAAACAUCCUAGAAAUCUUGAAGGGGCCAAUGACAGAUGGGAGGUAUCUUUCCUACUGUGAUCACUAGGACUGAGUGGAAUAGAUGGCUUUUACUACUGAGUAAAACCAAGAUGGUUAAAUUAUUGUAUUUAACAAGGGAAAGGCAUGGAGAGAUACUAACAAAAAUGCAUCUCCAGCCAUUUAAGGCAGAAUAUUUUCAGCUAAUACUUUACAUGUGAAACACAUUAAUGGUACAAUUGUACUGCUGGCACAUAGUUAUGGUAACCUCACCUGUGUGCACAUCCAGAAAUAAACAUUCAGUGACUUUUUCAUGCACUAACACUGAAAACUUUACCAAGAAUGCAAAAAGUACAUACCUUACUGUCCUGUGAUAAUGAACUUCCUUCUUUUUUUCUUCUGUAUUGAGAUGGUUCUGAAUACCAUGAGGAAGGAGAAACGUCUUGAAGGAAAUAGCUUAACUGGUUCAUGCUAGCCUGUCAACCCCCUGCCCCAAGCUCUAUCUCUUUCAGUUUUAGAACAGUGCUGUGCUCUUUUGCCUGCUUUGAACUGAUGAACUGGCUUACCAGUUUGUAACUGUAUACUGAGAUGCUUGUUUCUUUGUUAUAACACUCAUGCAUUUUUGGCAGCAAAUGAAGAUCAAAAGGAUUAGAGAGAUUUCAUGGUUCUUGAAUGCAUUCUAGAACUCUGUCUCUGCCUGGCUCAAAGGCUUUGAAGCACCUCUUUGUAUUAAGGGUUUCUUCUGUCCCAGUACCUCAUUGCUACUGACUUCAGAAGUCUUAUCUUGCUUGGUUUGAUGGUACUGAUGUUUACUUAAACAUCAGAAUUAAGUAAGUGCAGGAUUUGAUAUACUUUAAUCUGAAUUGAGAUUUCUUAGGCUUUUUUUCUAAAGAGUAACAUACUUUUUAAGAGAUAAAUAAAUAAAUAUUUUGGGGCAUCUUA
This is a messenger RNA of Neopelma chrysocephalum (saffron-crested tyrant-manakin), 2314 nucleotides long. RefSeq names its product RAB32, member RAS oncogene family (gene RAB32). The transcript has 3 exons. The record is from RefSeq and is a predicted model, not a curated record. Gene Ontology annotation, molecular function: GTP binding; GTPase activity. Gene Ontology annotation, biological process: phagosome-lysosome fusion; endosome to lysosome transport. NCBI's taxonomy places the organism in Eukaryota, Metazoa, Chordata, Aves, Passeriformes, Pipridae. Gene Ontology annotation, cellular component: Golgi apparatus; late endosome; trans-Golgi network. The coding region runs from base 236 to 892 and encodes 218 amino acids.